This is a messenger RNA of Coccinella septempunctata (seven-spotted ladybird), 1749 nucleotides long. Its product is annotated as solute carrier family 25 member 44. Gene Ontology annotation, cellular component: mitochondrion. The record is from RefSeq and is a predicted model, not a curated record. The transcript is spliced from 5 exons. Lineage: Eukaryota; Metazoa; Arthropoda; Insecta; Coleoptera; Coccinellidae. Gene Ontology annotation, biological process: branched-chain amino acid catabolic process. Gene Ontology annotation, molecular function: branched-chain amino acid transmembrane transporter activity. The coding region runs from base 268 to 1269 and encodes 333 amino acids.
CUUCUCUGAAAUGAUCUAUGCUUUUUAGCAGAUUUGAUUUCAUUUUCGUCUUCAUCAAAAUUCUUCCUUCAUAUUUUUUUAAACGCCAGUUAUAUUCUGAGUUUUCUUCUAAUUUUUACAACAUACAUUGGCUAGAUUCUACCAUGAAAAAUGUACAAGUCGUUAAAUAAUGAUAUAAUGCACUCAAAGAAUUUACAUCAAACUAUCAACAAAAGUGAUGGCUAGAUCUAUUCUUCGAUUUCUUCAUAUUACAUACUCAUAAUACUCAUGAAGACAAGUGUUGAGGGUACAAUGGGGGAGAAACUUCCCCCAGGCUUCAUAAUUAAGUCUAUAGAGUGGGAUAUGAUGGACAAAGUAAAAUUUGUCCCCUUGUCGAUACUGAGUUCAUUUUCUGUGCGUUGUGCAUUAUAUCCUUUAACUUUGAUAAAAACGAGACUACAAAUACAAAAACAUAAUGCUUUAUAUAACGGGAUGCUAGAUGCAUACGUCAAAAUAUACAAAGGUGAAGGUUUUUCUGGUCUAUAUAGAGGUUUUUGGCUUUCAUCCAUUCAGCUGGUCAGUGGAGUUUUUUAUAUUUCAAUAUACGAGGAUACAAGGCAGAUUUUAGCAAGACGGGAUAUCCUGAAUUCAAAAAUGAGAUCUUUUGUUGCUGGUGCAGCUGCAAGUGUAGUAGGUCAAUCAAUUGUGGUACCAUUUGAUGUUUUGAGUCAACACUUGAUGAUGAUGGGUCUACAAAACAAUGUUAAGGAUAAGGGAUUGAAAGUUGCAUUCAAUCCAUUGGAAAUAGAUGCUUCACCAGGAAGAAGUAAAUUUGCAAUAACUAUGGAUGUUAUUAGAAAAAUAUUGAAAGUAGAUGGUAUUGGCGGUUUUUAUAGAGGGUAUUUUGCUAGUUUAUCAGUUUAUGUUCCUAAUUCCUCACUAUGGUGGGGCUUCUAUCAACUUUAUCAAGAUCAACUGUUUGCUAUAGCACCAGUAUGGGUGUCCCAACUGUUGAUUCAAACCAUAUCAGGGACACUAGGGGGUUUCACAACUGUUAUCAUCACAAACCCUUUGGAUAUUGUGAGAACAAGAAUGCAAGUUCAAAGAUUUGACUCCAUGGCACUAGCAUUCAAAGGACUGUGGAAAGAAGAAGGCUUAAAAAUGUUUGCCAAGGGUUUAAGUGCAAGACUGAUACAAUCUGCUAGUUAUAGUUUUGGUAUAAUUUUAGGUUAUGAAACGAUAAAACGCGUAUCUGUUAAAGAAGAAUAUAAAGAAUAUGUGAGAUGGUAAUUGACGGGAAUGUUGAGGAGUUUGGAAAAACUUUUAGUACAAUAUGAGUUCAUGAUCGUUUCUUAUUUGAAACUUCAGUUAGUGAAAUAUUUAGGAAGUAGUGAAUACAUACCUCAAAGAUCGUACACUUCACUUGUGAAGUGCUUUGAUCUGAAUAUACAUUAAUAUUUGAUUUUGGCAGCAAGUUUAUGAUUUUAAACACGCCAAACGUUUUCAAUCUGUUCACUAGUUUUAAUUUACCCAGAAUAGUACAAAAUGCCACUGUGUUAUGUAUAUUUCUGAACAUUUUCAUCUGUGAAAAUAAUUCAGGUUGAAAAUCUGAAGCGAUUUUUUAAUGAUGUAAGCCAAUUUUGGUCUUAGUGAGAUUCAAGCAAUGAUAUUCUUCGUAAAGAGUGAUUGCUGUAAUAUUAUAUGUAAACGAACUUGCUGGUGCAGAUGCAAUAAAUGACGAGGACGAAAAUGAAUAAACAAUUCCAACAA